UAUUGCUUUAAACGGUGCAAAAUGUCGCUACGCUUGGGACUAAUUCUUGUGGUGCUGCUAUCCCUGGCAGCCCUCAGCCGAUCCGCUUCCCUCAACACCCGCAUUGUGGGUGGCGACCAGGCGGACAUUUCCGAUUUCCCCUACCAGGUGUCGGUGCGCCUGGAGACGUACAUGCUGCUCCACAUCUGCGGUGGCAGCGUGUACGCCCCCAAUGUGGUGCUCACGGCCGCUCACUGCAUCAAGGGACGCUUCGCCUCGUACAUUCGCAUCGUGUCCGGUCAGAACUCGAUUGCCGAUCUGGAGGAGCAGGGCGUGAAGGUCAGCAAGCUGAUCUACCACACUGGCUACAACAAGAAGACUUUUGUCAAUGACAUUGGCCUGAUCAUCACACGAGAGCCGCUGGUAUACUCGAGCCUGGUGCAGCCCAUACCCCUGGCCGUGGAAGCACCACCCGCGGGUGCCAAUGCCAUAGUCAGCGGCUGGGGCAAGCGCACGUAGGAGGAUGAAGCAUUGCCUGCUUUGUUGCGUUCCGUGGAGCUGGAAAUUGUCGAUCGUAGUGCUUGUGGCGACCAGUAUAUGACCAAGGAUUACACCAUCACCGAUGAUAUGCUGUGCGCCGGCUACUUGGAGGGCGGAAAGGACUCCUGCAAUGGUGACUCCGGUGGCCCAUUGGCUGUGGACGGUGUGCUGGUGGGCAUCGUGUCCUGGGGUGUGGGCUGUGGCCGGGAAGGCUUCCCCGGCGUGUACACCAGUGUCACCUCACACACUGCAUGGAUCGAGGAGCAGGCUGCGCCCUACCUCUGAAUUCAAACAACUUGAACGGACUUAAACAGCUGCAAGCGAACAAAAUAACCGAACAAAUUAUUUAAACAUUAUUAAAUAUUAUUUUAUGUACCUACAAUAAACCACAAAUGAGCAUUUAA
Messenger RNA from Drosophila guanche, 923 nucleotides. Its product is annotated as trypsin alpha-3. Lineage: Eukaryota; Metazoa; Arthropoda; Insecta; Diptera; Drosophilidae. Gene Ontology annotation, biological process: proteolysis. The transcript has a single exon. The record is from RefSeq and is a predicted model, not a curated record. Gene Ontology annotation, molecular function: serine-type endopeptidase activity.